Molecule: messenger RNA, 4350 nt
Organism: Sphenostylis stenocarpa
Lineage: Eukaryota; Viridiplantae; Streptophyta; Magnoliopsida; Fabales; Fabaceae
Source: the annotation of a GenBank genome assembly
AUGGAAAAUGGUGAACUGAGAGCUGCAAGUGCACGCAUAGGGAGCUCCAGUGUGUGGAGAAGCAGUGGUGUUGAUGUGUUUUCAGGGUCUUCAAGAAGGGAUGAUGAUGAACAAGAGCUUAAAUGGGCUGCUAUUGAGAAACUUCCCACGUAUCUACGCAUGACCAGGGGAAUUCUCACCGAGGCUGAAGGCCAGCCUCCUAAAGAGAUUUGUAUAAACAAACUUGGUCCACUUCAGAGGAAGAACUUGGUGGAGAGGCUCGUCAAGAUUGCAGAACAAGAUAAUGAGAAGUUCUUGUUCAAGUUAAGAGACCGCAUUGAUCGUGUUGGACUUGAAAUUCCCACUAUUGAAGUUCGUUUUGAGCACUUGAAUGUUGAGGCAGAAGCUCAUGUGGGAAGCAGGGCACUACCAACAAUCUUUAACUUCUGCAUUAAUUUGUUGGAGGGGUUCCUCAAUUCUCUUCACCUUAUUCCCAGUCGAAAGAAGCCAUUCACAGUUCUUGAUGAUGUCAGUGGAAUCAUCAAGCCUAAAAGAAUGACACUUCUUUUAGGCCCUCCAAGCUCCGGAAAGACAACAUUAUUGUUGGCACUGGCUGGAAGACUUGGUAAAGAUCUAAAAUUUUCGGGGAGAGUUUCGUAUAAUGGUAGAGGGAUGGAGGAAUUUGUGCCUCAGAGAACAUCAGCUUACAUAAGUCAAACUGAUCUACACAUAGGAGAAAUGACAGUCAGAGAAACAUUGGCCUUUUCAGCAAGAUGUCAAGGGAUUGGAACCCGUUAUGAGAUGCUGGCAGAAUUGUCAAGAAGAGAAAAGGCUGAAAACAUUAAGCCAGAUCCUGAUCUUGAUAUUUAUAUGAAGGCAGCAGCACUAGAAGGCCAAGAAACCAAUGUGGUUACAGAUUAUAUAAUGAAGAUUUUGGGACUAGAAGUUUGUGCGGAUACCAUGGUAGGGGAUGACAUGAUUCGGGGUAUUUCUGGCGGACAGAAGAAGAGAGUCACAACUGGUGAGAUGCUAGUUGGACCAGCAAGAGCACUUUUCAUGGAUGAAAUUUCAACUGGUUUAGACAGUUCUACCACAUUCCAAAUGGUUAAUUCUCUAAGACAAUCUAUCCACAUUCUGAAUGGAACAGCUGUGAUCUCUCUUCUCCAGCCAGCACCAGAAACUUACGAGUUAUUUGAUGAUAUAAUUCUCCUCUCAGAUGGGCAAAUUGUGUAUCAGGGUCCAAGGGAAAAUGUUCUUGAGUUCUUUGAAUACAUGGGGUUCAAAUGUCCAGAGAGGAAAGGAGUAGCAGAUUUUUUACAAGAAGUAACAUCAAGAAAAGACCAAGAACAAUAUUGGGCAAAUAAAGAUGAGCCAUACAUCUUCGUCACUGUUAGAGAGUUUGCUGAGGCAUUCCAGUCAUUUCACAUUGGUCGAAAACUUGGUGAUGAACUUGCCACCCCAUUUGACAUGUCCAAAGGCCAACCUGUUGUGUUAACAAAAAACAAAUAUGGUGUUAGCAAGAAGGAGCUUUUGAAAGCUUGCGUGUCCAGAGAAUUCUUACUUAUGAAAAGGAAUUCGUUUGUCUAUAUUUUCAAGAUGUGGCAGCUGAUUUUAACGGGGUUCAUAACAAUGACGUUGUUCCUGAGAACUGAAAUGCACCGGGAUACAGAAACUGAUGGUGGUAUCUUUAUGGGUGCUUUGUUCUUCGUACUAAUUGUGAUUAUGUUCAAUGGAUACUCCGAACUAUCCAUGUCCAUCAUGAAACUCCCUGUUUUCUAUAAGCAAAGGGACCUUCUCUUUUUUCCUUCUUGGGCAUAUUCUCUACCUACAUGGAUCCUUAAGAUUCCCAUCACCUUAGUGGAAGUUGGUAUUUGGGUCGUGAUGACGUACUAUGUUAUAGGAUUUGAUCCUAGUAUAGAAAGGUUCAUCAAGCAGUACUUUUUGCUUGUUUGUAUCAACCAAAUGGCAUCUGGACUUUUUCGAUUUAUGGGAGCCGUUGGGAGGAACAUAAUUGUUGCAAACACAGUUGGGUCAUUUGCUUUACUUGCAGUUAUGGUCAUGGGAGGAUUUAUCCUAUCCAGAGUUGAUGUGAAGAAGUGGUGGUUGUGGGGUUACUGGUUCUCGCCCAUGAUGUAUGGACAGAAUGCUCUGGCUGUGAAUGAAUUCCUUGGAAAGAGUUGGUCACAUGUUCCGCCUAAUUCAACAGAACCAUUAGGAGUAACGGUGUUGAAGGCACGUGGGAUUUUCCCUGAAGCAUACUGGUAUUGGAUUGGGGUUGGAGCUUCCAUUGGAUACAUGUUACUGUUCAACUUCCUUUUCCCCUUGGCCUUACAUUAUCUUGACCCAUUUGGUAGACCCCAAGCUUUAAUAUCAGAAGAAGCCUUGGCUGAGAGAAAUGCCGGCAGAAACGAACACAUCAUUGAAUUAUCGUCUAGAUUUGAAGGCUCUUCUGAUAAAGGAAAUGAAAAUCGUAAAAGUGUGUCCUCCAGAACACUGUCAGCAAGAGUGGGCAGCAUUGGUGCAAGUGAACACAACACGAAGCGAGGGAUGGUUCUUCCUUUCACACCCCUUUCUAUUACUUUUGAUGAAAUCAGAUAUGCGGUGGAGAUGCCACAGGAAAUGAAGAACCAAGGCAUUCUUGAAGAUCGACUUGAACUGUUGAAGGGUGUUAACGGAGCUUUUAGACCGGGAGUUCUGACGGCUCUAAUGGGUGUAAGUGGGGCUGGUAAAACAACUUUAAUGGAUGUGUUAUCUGGAAGGAAAACAGCAGGUUAUAUUCAAGGGCAAAUCACUAUAUCCGGUUACCCUAAAAAGCAAGAAACGUUUGCUCGGAUAGCAGGAUACUGUGAGCAGACUGAUAUCCACUCUCCCCAUGUUACAGUCUAUGAGUCUUUGGUUUAUUCUGCAUGGCUUCGGUUACCACCUGAGGUUGAUUCUGCAACUAGACAGAUGUUCAUUGAGGAAGUUAUGGAGCUGGUAGAGCUGACUUCAUUAAGAGAAGCCUUGGUGGGAUUGCCUGGAGUGAAUGGUCUGUCCACGGAGCAGCGCAAGAGGUUAACAAUUGCAGUUGAACUUGUUGCCAAUCCAUCAAUUAUAUUCAUGGAUGAACCUACCUCUGGCCUUGAUGCCAGAGCUGCUGCUAUAGUUAUGAGAACAGUGAGGAAUACAGUGGAUACUGGGAGAACCGUGGUCUGCACAAUCCACCAGCCUAGCAUUGAUAUAUUUGAUGCUUUUGAUGAGCUACUUCUGUUGAAGCGUGGAGGUGAGGAAAUAUAUGUGGGGCCUUUAGGCCAGCAUUGUUCUCAACUGAUCAGUUACUUUGAGGGAAUUAAUGGGGUGCCAAAAAUUAAGAAUGGCUAUAAUCCUGCCACGUGGAUGUUGGAGGUUACUUCAGAAGCACAAGAAGCAGCUCUUGAAGUUAACUUCACUGAAAUAUACAAGAAUUCCGACCUAUAUAGGAGAAACAAGGCCUUGAUCAGGGAACUUAGCACACCUCCGGCAGGUUCCAAAGACUUGUACUUCCCCACGAAGUACUCACAGACUUUAUUCACUCAAUGCAUGGCUUGCCUUUGGAAACAACACCUGUCAUACUGGCGAAAUCCCCCGUAUAGUGCAGUGAGACUUUUAUUCACAACAAUCAUAGCCUUACUGUUUGGGACAAUAUUUUGGGAUAUUGGCUCCAAAAGGCAAAGAAAACAAGAUCUAUUUAAUGCAAUGGGGUCCAUGUAUGCAGCAGUCCUAUUCAUUGGGAUACAAAAUGCUACAUCCGUGCAACCUGUUGUAGCCAUUGAGAGAACAGUCUUCUAUAGAGAAAGAGCUGCUGGAAUGUACUCAGCUUUACCAUACGCAUUUGGACAGGUUGCUAUUGAGAUCCCAUACAUACUCAUACAGACCCUGGUGUAUGGGGUCAUAGUGUAUGCUAUGGUUGGGUUUGAUUGGACGCUCAGCAAGUUCUUUUGGUAUCUCUUCUUCAUGUUCUUCACUUUUUUAUACUUCACCUUCUAUGGCAUGAUGGCUGUGGGUCUUACCCCGGAUCACAACGUUGCUGCUAUAGUUUCCUUUGGGUUCUACAUGAUAUGGAACCUCUUCUCAGGAUUUGUCAUUCCAAGAACAAGGAUGCCAGUGUGGUGGAGAUGGUACUUCUGGAUCUGUCCUGUGUCUUGGACCUUGUAUGGAUUGGUUACUUCACAAUUUGGUGAUACAAAAGACCGUAUAGAGACUGGAGAGACCGUGGAAGAGUUUGUUAGGAGUUAUUUUGGGUAUAGAGAGGACUUUGUAGGUGUAGCUGCUGCUGUGCUUGUUGGGUUUUCACUACUUUUUGGAUUUACCUUUGCCUUCUCAAUCAAGGCAUUCAAUUUCCAAAAGAGAUGA